GAGUGUGAGUUCCACACAACCACUCUUCAUCUAAUCUUUUGCUUCUUCUGAUAAUCGUGAUCACUAGCAUGGGGGAGCUUCAGGUUUUCAUUUCCAUGAUCCUCCCUUUCUUCAUCUUCUUGUUUAUGUUGCUCACCAUCUUUUGGAGGAUGUCAUCAUGAUCACUCAUGAAGGAUGUCAUGGAGGCAGUUUAGGGUUCUCUGUUGUUGAUCUGCAUCCUCCAUUUGGAUAGGAUACUCGAGAACAUUGUGACAGAUCAUAGGGACAAAAUUACAGUUGGUGGAGGAGGAGGAGGGGAAGAUCUUGUUGAUAUUCUUUUAAGGCUUCAAAAGCAAAAUGAUCUCCAAUAUCCCUUAUCAGACAGUGUUGUCAAAGCAAUCAUUUUGCUUCAGGCAAAGAAAAUGCAAUAACUUUUUCGAACCCCACUUCCCUUUUUCUUCAAAGUUCGAAUCUUUUGCCCUUGUCAUGUCAAUUCAACCAAAAACCGAACCUGGGUCACUCCCCAUUCUCUCAUCAAACAACCGGUAACAAAAGCUUGGAGACGAUGAGCAUUCCUGAGCUCAUUCAAAUUCUUCGAGUUAAGUGGCAAAAAGAGGAUUAUGACAGAGUUGAAAAGGCUUUGGUAGCAAGAGAGGAAAAACUUAAAACCAAGGUUGGUCAACUUGAAGAGAAGUUUCAGAUUCAGAGUCUAGCUACGAUUGAUGCUGAGAAGGUACAAGGGCUUUAUGAGACGUUGUUUAAGGAAGUGAAGGAAAGUGGGUUGGACAAGGAAACCAUUGAGAAUUUGAGGGAGAAGAACAAGGAGUUAGAGUGCGAGAAUCUUAAGUUGUUGGAGUUGAAGAACAAAUGUGAGGUUGAUGGCAAUGCUGUUGAUGAAUUAAGGAAGAAAGUGGCUGAGUUAGAGGCUGAAAAGAAGAAUAAUUUGGAUACCACUACUGAGUUGAAUGAUAAGAAUGGGAAGUUGGUGGAUGAGAAAUUGAAGGCUGAGUUUACGUUUUCGGAAUUGCUUGACAUGGUUUCGAAAUGUUCGGUAAGGUUUUGGAUGAGUGAUGCUUCUUUUGAUGGAGAGCAUGAUAUUAAUAAAGCUGAUGAUCCUGGUUUUCCUUCUAAAGUCAUAGAAGAAGUGAAGGAGUUCAAUGAUGAAAUCAAUGAUGGUUCUCUACCUUUGCGAAGAAACAAAGAUUUUCAUCAAUCUCAUGGUGCUGCAGCUGCUGAGGGAGGAUCCAAAUUUCAAAAUAUCAUUGAGAUCAGUGACAAUGACCAUGACGAUGAUGAUAUCCCUAUUUCACGAGUAAUGCAAGCAAAAGCUACCGAAUCACGCAAAAGAAAGCUCCCAUUCUCACAAUCUUGUUCUGGCAAUAGGAGUGGUAGUUUUGGUUAACUCAGGUACAUAGGUCCUGCAUUUUUAGACUCCCUUUUAAGGUAUAAUUGUUCCUAUACACAUUCAAGUCAAAUAUGGUUCUAAACUUGUAACUUAUCCUUUCAUGGAUUGAAAACAAUGAUGUGCAGAUUGCUCUCUUUAGUCUAAUACAUGGAAGUUUCUGUUAGUUCUUAGACUUGAAAACAUUAGCACUCAUUGUAUAAUGUAUAUAGUGUUGGUUGAUAUGGUAAUGUUUUGUAUGUUAUUUCUCUUUCAUUUUCUAAAUUUUAGACGGUGAUAUAUAUACAAAUUUGUGCUUUUUCUUUUGUUUGUUGA
This is a messenger RNA of Arachis ipaensis, 1696 nucleotides long. The record is from RefSeq and is a predicted model, not a curated record. NCBI's taxonomy places the organism in Eukaryota, Viridiplantae, Streptophyta, Magnoliopsida, Fabales, Fabaceae.